Messenger RNA from Monodelphis domestica (gray short-tailed opossum), 7528 nucleotides. The record is from RefSeq and is a predicted model, not a curated record. Lineage: Eukaryota; Metazoa; Chordata; Mammalia; Didelphimorphia; Didelphidae.
GGAGAAAAAAGGAGGAGGGAGAGAUAAGCGCGAUUUGAUGGCGUAGAAUCUAUGGGUCCGUCCCUCUCUCAAAUGGAGUGAUUACGUCAUCGUGUCUCGACUAUAUUCUUCCCCUCUUCUGGAACAUGAGGAUUCUGUGGAGAUCACUCGGAUACUCAGGAUUUCUGAAAACAUAUCAUCAAAGAAUACUUACAUCGAAUUCACUGAUUCCUUUCAUUUAUACAUCACUUGUACAGAGUCUUCAUAAAACAUUGGCUUUUUACUUGUUCAGUCAAAGAAACAAAUUCUUUACAAUGCCAGAAAUAGACAAGAACAAAAUUGACCCUCAAUUGUAUUCUCCACCUUCUCAAGUUCGUGGAAUGACAAAACUUGAUAGAACUGCAUUCAAAAAAAUAAUUACUAUUCCAGUACUUACAGUGAGGAAAGAAAUAGUAAAUAAAUUGGUAAGAUCCCUUAAAAAAGCAAUGCUGCAGCGUCCAGGCAUAAAACGUGUGAUUGAUGAUCCAAAGGAUGAAGGAAAUAAACUUGUUAUGCUGGAUCCUUAUAAGAUUGUCUCCGAUGAUUCAUUUGAAGAAUCAGAACGUCUUCUUUUAAAAGAGCUUAAUGUUACCCCCCAGAUUUCUUCCUAUAGUUUGGAGCUAACUUAUGAAAACUUUAAGACAGAUGAAAUCUUGAGAGCUGUGCUUCCUGAAGGUCAAGACAUAACUUCAGGCUUUAGCCGAAUUGGACACAUAGCCCACCUAAACCUUCGAGAUCAUCAACUACCAUUCAAACAGUUAAUUGGCCAAGUUAUAAUUGAUAAAAACCAAGGCAUCACUUCAGCAGUAAAUAAGAUCAAUACUAUUGACAAUAUUUACAGAAAUUUUCAGAUGGAAGUGCUAUGUGGAGAGGAGAACAUGAUAACCAAGGUUCGAGAAAACAACUAUACCUAUGAAUUUGAUUUUUCAAAAGUGUAUUGGAAUCCUCGUCUCAGCACAGAACACAACCGCAUUACAGAGCUUCUCAAGCCUGGAGAUGUUUUAUUUGAUGUUUUUGCUGGAGUUGGGCCCUUUGCCAUUCCAGUAGCAAAGAAAGACUGCACUGUAUUUGCCAAUGAUCUCAAUCCUGAAUCCUACAAAUGGCUAUUGCACAAUUGUAAACUAAAUAAAGUGGACCAAAAAGUAAAAAUCUUUAACCUGGAUGGGAAAGACUUCCUUCAAGGACCAGUAAGAGAUGAGUUAAUGAAGCUGGUGGAACAACCAUCAAAGGAGAGAAAACCAUCUGUACACAUAGUUAUGAAUUUACCAGCAAUGGCUGUUGAGUUCCUCAGUAUUUUUCAGUGUCUUUUAAGUGGACAAUCCAAAAGCAGUGAAUUAUUUCCCAAAGUGCACUGUUAUAGUUUUUCCAAAGCAGAUGAUCCUGCUAAAGAUGUUCAGCAGCGAGCUGAAACUUUGUUAGGUGCUUCUUUAAAAGGAUGCAGUUCAGUUCACCUUGUAAGGAAUGUAGCUCCUAAUAAGGAAAUGGUAUGCCUCACUUUCCAGGUCCCAGCUUCAGUGCUCUAUAAGAACCAGACAAUGACCCAAGGGGAGCAAUUUUUGAAAGCUGAAAAUCUGGAGGCGCCUCCUUUUAAACGUCAAAGAACAGGUAAAGCCUUAUAAGAAGAACAAUCACAAAGUGGUUUACAAACAUGAUCAGAAAUAUUUCUAACCCCACCCCCCCAUUCCUUGUGGCACUAAAAGCAAUUUGUAAUUCCAUGAAGCUCACGUAUUGUGUCACUUUGUUAUUGAGACUAGAUAAGUUUUCCUUUACCUUUUAUAGCUGACAUCUUAGUUGCUAAAUUAUAAAGGUGAUUAAAUUUACUUUCACAAGUUAUUGAAGAAAAGUUUACUUUUUCUUUUGGGGAAAGACUAUAUGAAAGUAAGAAAUAUAGUGGCUAUUCUAUAAAGACACUAAUAAUCAGUCUUACUAUGUUUUAAUUUAGUGAAAUGUACAUAUAAACUCAUUAUUCCUCACAGUCUUGCUUCCCUGUGCAGUUUUAAGCUACUAAAGCUUACGUAAAUGAAAUAUACUUGUUUUCACAUGCAUAGAGCUAGUUAGGUAGUAAGUCAGUUAACACAAAAAAAAUAGAAUAACUAUGCUGAUAUGUCUAGGAAUCUGAAUUUGUACUAAUCCUAGCUCAGUCAGUCAAUAGGAACUUAUUAAUGGCCUUAUGCUAAACCCUAGAAAUACAAAAACAAAGUUAUGGUUCCUGUCCUCAAGGAGUUCACUUUCUAAUGGAGAGGCAACUAUAUGCAAACAGUAAUUAUAUUCUUUCCUCCAGUGUUGCUCACAGCCAAUUAGUGAUCACACAAAACAUAUCAUUAUGGACUAAUUGAUAUGUUCAGAUAGUAGUCUUACUCCCUAUUAAUCUCUAGGUGGUAAAGAUGAAUGCUUGGUCAUUUGAAUUCCUGUUAAGUCAAGACCUUCUGUCUUCUUAGUCCAGACAAAACUUAUGGGCUUUUGAUGUUUAGGUAACUUGAUGUUUCAAAGAUUGACAGUUGGCAAGUUGCAGCAUAAAAUUCCUUAAUCUUGCAUACCCAUACUUACAUUGAAAAAUUGAAUUCUGAGUUAACUUAUUCAACUGGCUCUGAAUCUCUCUAAAUCUAUUACUGUUUAGUAAUCUAUAUUUUAAAGUAUCCAGUAUAGCAAUGUGACAUUUUAUCAAGUUGCUUUACUAAAAAUCUUGGUAAACCAUAGCUGUAGCUAUAGCUUUCCCCUGAUAUACUUUAUUAUUUUGUUACAGAAUUUUGACAAGAGUCAAACUGCAGUUCACUAGCCUGUAGUUUGCAGGCUGAAAUCUGGACAGUGUUUAUUCUUUUCUUGUAAUUCCUAUUUUUUAUAUACCAGUGACCGACUCAGUGGUAACAAAUUCUUGUAUCAAAGGAACUAUUGUUAUGGACCAGGUGACUUGAAUUUAUCAAGGGCAACUAGAUAUUUACCCCACUGAUCACCAUUGACUCAACUAGUCCCAGAAUUAAUGUCUCAGAAACUGUGGAGGGGAACAAAAAUAUGUCCAGCAGCACACUCCCAAGGAUCCAUGGCCAUUUUUGCACGCAGCCUUUCAAACUAUUAUUACUUGUUCUCUAUGAUGCCUCAGAAACCUCUUCACCCUGGAAGCUAAUUUUACCCCUGGACUUCAGAAAUUGGAAGUACCCCCCACUCCUGUGGCUUCUCCCUCUGAUUGACUGGUUACUCCCAGAACUGCCUUUUUUAAGGAGCUCACCCAGGCCAGCCAUGUCUUCAUUCCUCUCAAGACUGCACUCAUGACUCUCCUGAUCUUUCCCUACAAUGAACAAAAGCCUCUUCUCCCUGGAGGCUCUUUUUGUGGGGGUGCAGAGGUGAACCCCUGGGGUUCAGGAAGGAUACCUUUUGCAAGAAUGCAAGACUCCAAAACUUAGCUUAAAAUAAAAAGAGAAAUGUAUUAAUUUGGAAGGUAAUGUUGAAUCUGGCCAGAAGGGCAGCUUAGGUGGAAGCCUGCCUCCAAGGUGUAACAGCAUGGGUGGAAAAGCUGAUCCCCCCAGAAGACAUCAAUUCUGGGGAUUUUAUACUUUUACAACAGUGAGGAGUUGACUCUGGAGCAAGGGAUUGGAGGGAGGAGGUUUUCCCGAAGGCAUGGGAUUGGGGUACACCUCAGAUUUGGAAGACACUUGGAUGAAGUGUGUCUCUUUGUCCAUCUCAAAUCAAAGGAGGGUAAUCCUCAAGGUCAGAUGUUUUGGUUUGGGAGUCACAAGGGUAUAAGGGAUUACCUGAUAAUCGUUUGCCUGAGUUUUGAGAAGUACAAUGCCCAUGCUAUUUCCACACCUGGAUUUCAUAUAUCCUAAGUCCUUUCUACUUCUUCUGUACCUCCCUCUGAAUGGAUUCUUCUCCCCCCUCCCCCCAUUCACACAUUCAUAGCCUCUGUUUUAAGGAGGCAGCCCAAGUCAACCAUAUAUUCAUUGUCUCUCUAGGCUAUAUUCCUGAUCCUUUUCUCUGUAUGUUACCCCAUUAGAAUGUAAGCUCUUUGAAGGCAAAAACUUUCUACUUAUAUUUGUAUUCCCAGAGCUCAACACAGUGACUUACACUUAAUUGCUUAACUAUAGACUUCUUGGCUUGCUGCUUAUUUACUUACCAUCAACCAAUUUGAAUAAAAAAAGUAUUUGUUCCAAGGCAUAGGAACAGUAAGGGCUAAGCAGGUUAAGUGACUUGCUCAGGGUCAUGCAGCUAGGAAGUGUGUGAAGUCAGAUUUAUACCCAGGACCUUCCAUCUCCAGGCCUGGCUAUCUAACCAAUGAGACACUUAGCUGCUCCCUAGAAUAGUCUUUCAACUGGUACUUUCUCUUCCCUAUGAAUUCCUUUCUAACCAUUUUCUUUUGUCAUCUCCAGUACAAAUGUCAUUCUCCUUGGCAAAGAAAACAAUCAAAAAAGAAUACAACUCUGCCUUCUCUGAAGUCAGCUAUCACAUCCUGUCCACUGAAAAGAAUGGUCACAUCCCUUUGAUCCUCCUUUUCCCACCAAUAGAUCUAAAAAACCACCAACCACGCUCUUAUCCUUCACUUCCCUCAUGCAACUCAGUACAUUCUUGGCUUAAUGCAUGGCUGACAUGCUUACAGGCCAGUCACAUUUAUCCUUUUUCUUUAUUACCAGCAUAUUCAGUUACAUGGUUAAUUCUGUUGAACUACUUUUUUUCUUGCUUUCUUCUGAAUGACUCUUAAAUAGGGAAUGGGAUAUAUUUGAAAACAACACUGAUAAAACCCCAAUUAUUUUUUUAAAAAGCAAAUAAGAUGCAAGUUGUUACUUUCCCUGUGUUUGCACAUCUGCUUCUUUAGAUAAUUUUCAUUCUUCCUCAUGCCCCCCCAUCCUGGUAUUCAUCAUUCUUGAGAAUUUAUAUUUCUCUUCUGAACUUUUUUCUAUAGAGGUUUUUAGUCCAUUGGGCCCUUUCUAGUCUCUGAAACCUAUUUUCUCCAGAUUUAGCAUGCAUAAGAGACUACUUUCUUCUAUAUAACAAAUUCUAGGAAUUAUCAUUUCCCGCCAAUGUUCCAAUCAUUUCAAAUUACACAUACAGUAAUAGGAUUUUCCCUGGUUAUGAAGAUUAUAGUAGGACCUUAGUGAAAUCAAUAGUGUCACACGGCAUGGAAAAAUUUCCAUAGUUAAACAGUCCUUAGAUUUAGUAAUUCAUGAGUUAUUAGUGAGCCUGGAAAGAGUUAUUUCAGAAGUAUGAGAUAGAUGGAGUCUAUAUUAAGGGAGUGGGUAUGGAAAAGAAGCAGUUAAGUAUAGAGGACUUUAAAAGUUAAUCAAUGAAAGGAGAAAAGUGAAUAAUAGCUUUAGUUAAGGCACGGGGGCAAGGGGAAUGCCUUUUAGGCUAGGAAAGAAUUGAGCAUGAUAUAAAUUGAAGGGAAGUACCUGGAAGAGAGAGGAGAGACUGAAUAAAAUAGGAAGAAAAAUUGCUAGAACUAUCACCAAAAAAAAGGAGCAAAUGAGAUUCAGAGUACAAGUGAACAGUAUAGAUAUGGCCAAGAGAGGACCACUUUUUGAGUAAAAAGGAUGCUGAGAACAGAAGAGCUGUAGGAAUUUAGAUGGCUUCUGUCGGUAGAAGUUAUGUACCGGUGGGAAAGGGGAAGAAUAGGAUAUAUUUGAGGAGUUCCAGGCUUGAAGAAAAAUAAAACAAUUGGCACAAAAUAUAAUAGAAAGGACUAAAGGCACUGAUAGUCCAGUUGAGAAUACGUGGUAUAAGUAGUAGUGAAUCCAAUCAACAUGGCUUCAUGAUUUCCUCUUUAUUGUCCCUUUGACCACUUGGGAAAAUAGGCUGAGGAGGCAAAAGGUAUAAAUUACUAAGGGAUGAAGGCUACCAGGAUAGGAAUUGUCUAUGGUCAUGGGAUUUGAGGGUGAAGCUGUGAAGGCAUUAUUGAAGUGGUUGAAUGUAGAGUUAAUUCAACUAAUCAACAAAGUAUUGUUUUAAAUGUUGAAUGGUUAGAAAGUGAUCCCAGAACCAGAGGAAAGAAUAGAGUUAGGAGGGGAAUUAAAGAGAUAGAAGGACAGAAAACCAGUCUCAGAAGAAAGUUUCAGAAUUCAGGAUCCAGAAGGAAAAGCAAUAAAGAGAGAUAAGAUUAUUGUUAUGGAAGGCUGAACUUGUCAGCAUGGAUUUGGAUGCAAAGAUAACAACAAAGAGUUGUAAGAGUAUGAAUUAGAUAUCAAAAGUUAUGGAAGUGAGGACUCCUGAUAUUAAUAUUCUUAAUUAAGAGCUUAGCAGACAUGAAAAGUGGCAAGAAGCUUUGAAUAUGGGGAGAAAACUAAGUUUGGAAAACCAGAAUCCAAAGUUUACUCCUAAUUUGUCACUAAGUUGCUACUCUCAGCAAACUUUGUGCCUCAAUUUCCUCAUGGCCAUGAUAUGUUGUUCUCACCAAAUUAAAGAGCUGUGAGUGUAUGAAAGCACAGGAACACUGGCUUUAGUUAGGAUGUCCCUUUGAGAUCAUAUAGACCCCACUUUACACUGAAGUAGAGAAGUCAUGUGACUGGCCCAAAGUCAUGUAGUUAAGUAGCUGGGAAUCCAACCCAGGCCCUCAGACUCAUAGUUAAAGUGCCCCCAUUCACUAUCUAUGUAGUACAUUCCACAAAUAUAACAUUUAACAUAGUUUCACAUCAGAAUUGGAGCAGUUAUAAAGUGUAAUUAUAGAUUUUAAUGGCAAUUUGACAAGAAAUCCUUCAGUUUUCUUAAGAAACUAGAGGAACCAUUCAUUGACAUUAAGAAAGGCAGCAUGUGGUAGAAAUAGCAAUGGGCUUCUAAUCAAAAAGUUUGUGUCCCAGUCCCAGCAGUUACUAUCUGUGUCACAUGAUCAGAUCAACUCACUUUUCUGAGCCUCAGUUUCCUUAUCUAAAAUUAGUUAUUAACAUUAUUGCACUAACAGAGUGGUUGUGGUGGUUUAUAAACUGUAAAUUGCUAGAAAAAUUAGACCAUUAUUUCAAAUACUUUAUUUUUCCCACCGUUGACCAAAGAAAGCCUUUACAAGUAUUACAUGUGUUACAAAAUCUCUUGUAGGAUGAAAACUUUUUAAGGGCCAUAGGAAAAUAUAUCAUACUUAGUGCAAUUUUCAAAAGGUAAAAAAUUUUACUUAAAUUCAAUCUCCCAGGAUUUGCCAUAAGAUUGUCUUGUAUAUUAGUGGAAUGGUACUAUGUAAGUAUUAGAUACUAAGAUAUGGCUUUAAUUUUACCAUUGGUAAAAAGCUGUGUUUGCUCUAGAUUAUCCUAUUUAAGCCAUGGCUCACAGGCAGGUGUCUGACUCUAAUGCCUUAAUCAAACUUUGCUUCAUUUUCCAAAUCAGAAUAGGCAUUAAGUCUUUAAUUUAGAGAAUUUUACUUGCCACAACCUGCUGAUAGAAAUAAACCCACUUGUUUGGACUAGUAUUGAGAAGACACUGGAGAAAAAGAUUUUAUGAGGCAAAAAUAAUAGGCUUGAAUAUUGACUUAAUGUCAUCAAAAUUGCAUUUAAACACUUGUUCAAAGAAAAUGCUGUAAUAAGAAUAAAACCAUAAAGUUUAA